Molecule: messenger RNA, 2304 nt
Organism: Paramecium tetraurelia
Lineage: Eukaryota; Ciliophora; Oligohymenophorea; Peniculida; Parameciidae
Exons: 5
Source: RefSeq, a predicted model, not a curated record
AUGAAUAGUUUAUUAUCGUGUAUUUAGGGUUAAAAAGAAUUCAAUCAAAAGCAGCAACUUCAAUUUGACAUCAACAAAUACAUCCAAUACCCUGAGACACUCACUCCCAUCCUCAUACAGAUUUGCGUCAAAAUAUUUGCCAACAAAGACAAGUACUUGGAUGCUCAGGAGGAAUCUCAGAUACUCCAAUUGAUCAUCAAAGGUCUCACAAUCAAGAAGUACAACCAUGAUAUCCUGAUCGAAAUCGGAUCAGUGAUCAACCUCCAAUCCAAUGACAAAGCCAAUCAGAACAUAUUUUAUUAUGUGUACCUGUCCUCACUCUACAAACAAAAGUCCAAGUCAGUUCAACAACAACAAUAAAUCAACAAGAUGAUCAACCUCUACGAAGAUCAAUUCAAAAAUUACAUCCACCAUUUGUCCCAAAUCGAGUGGAAUCACAACCUCCUCCAAUCCCUCAUUAAAUGCGUCUUAUUCAACCCCACCCUCUUCAGAAAUCACUAGAAACAAAUCUAAGAACUCUGCAUUCAAAGAAGAUCCCAAACCAAAAUUGCCACACUCUUAGCUCAACUCUACGCUGUCCUACAAUUCACCUACUUGGAAGGCAAGCAAGGAAUCAACUCCUACCAAUCACAAGUCGUCAACACCCUGGAACAAAUCUUCGAUGCCUACUAUGUUGUAGCCUCCCUAAUUGAUUUGGAGAAGGAGAAACUAGUCUUGCAGAAUAACUGGCAAGCCAACCUCUCCACUGAGGAAGUCAAGAUGAAUCUCCUCAAUAUCGAAGGCAAGAACCAAAAGACCAAGUAUUCAAUCAUCUUUCAAAUCAUCAAGGAAUUCCUCACAUCAACUGACAAUUUUACCAUCAAUUUUAGAGAAACCUUGCAUUUCCUGUCUCUCCUUUUCCAAUCACAAUUGCAAUUCAUCAAAGAAGACAUCCUCAUUGAUAUUUAGAUUGAGAGUGCCAUCCAAAAAAUAGGAGAAAUCAUAUAACUCAACAACUCCUUCGCUGAUCAUUUAGAUGUAGUCUAUGAAACACAAUUGAAUCAAAGCAUUAUGCAGCAAUUACAAAACAAGCUCAACAAAUUAAUGAUCGAUAGAGGAAUCACUCUCAGCAUUGAAUCCUUCAAAGAACUAAACUACUUCAGCAAGUCCACUUCACUUUCCUUAUUACACACACUCGUACUGUCCAGUUUCAGUCAAGGUCUAAUAAUGAAUACAUCGAUCCUUCAAAUUUUAUUUAAAUUUACUCAAUCAUCAUUUUCAGUCAACACCUCCAUGAUCAAACUCAUUUCCUAGUUGUGUGAAUCCAUGUCAUAACAGAAAUUUUUAACAACCAGGAUUGAAUUAGAAGUGAUCUCAAGAAUCCUUGAACAACUUGAACUUGAAUUCCCAAAAUUUAUGAAAAACAUGAGCAAUUUUAUGAAAAGGGAAAGACAUCAAAUCUAUCAACCCCAAAAUGCCGAUAACAAAAAGAAAUAAAAGGUAGUCAAAGACAUUCAAUUGGGAUUCCUACCUUAAGAUCAACUCAACAAGACGAGUGUGAAAACACUAAAAUAACGAUUUGAAAAUCAAUUUAGUUCAUUGUCACAGCUGGUUGUGAAUAACUUGAGACAAGGACACUCACUGGAUUUAACCAAAAGGUUGUACCAGCUAUUAUUUAUCAUUUUCUCAUUUCCUCAUGAUAUUUUGUUAAAUCAUUGUGGCAGUGAAGUCAUUUCGUCCUUGUUGCGAUUAUGCAAGGUGGUGUUACAAAACUAUAAUGAAUUGGAAUUAUGUUUGAUUCAGCCCAUUAAGUAUUUCACUUUAUACUUGAUGCAAUCAGAGGUCUACGAUAUUGAUUUAGAUUUGCAGGAAGCAACAUCUGGCAUUUUGGAGUUAAUCAAUUUUGUUUACCAAAAAAGAAAGACUUUGUCGAUAGAUAAUUAUGUGUCAACGAUUAAAUCAAUCAAUGAUCAGUUUUCCAAGGUUUAAUAGAUCCUCUAGUCUGUCAACUCAGAAGAGUAAUACUAUUCUUGUAAAGAUAACUAGAUGGAUCUGUCCAUGAAUGCUAGUGUUGGAAAUAUUAACAACAAUCUCCAAUAGAUAGCUGCCUAGAUCAGGAAGACUAAGAGCUUUAUUGGGGAGGAGGAAAGUAGCUCAAAACAAUAGAAGUAAACAGAGGAUGAGAUGUUUUAUUCCAUAGUGAAUCAUUCAAAUACCAAUAAUGCAAAAGGAGAAUAACAAAAUUAAUAAAUUGUUACAUUACAAUAAAAUGUGAUUGUUAAUGAGGAUGAAGAGAUUGAAAUACCAAAAGUUGUAUUUGAUUGA